Molecule: messenger RNA, 396 nt
Organism: Meloidogyne enterolobii
Lineage: Eukaryota; Metazoa; Nematoda; Chromadorea; Rhabditida; Meloidogynidae
Source: the annotation of a GenBank genome assembly
AUGGAUGUGGAAUUAAUGAUUCGGCUAAAUCCAGAAGAGGGAGGUUUAUGGCCUGUAUGUAUUAGAAUGUUACAUCAUGCAGAAUUAACUCACGGCUUUGUUUGUACAUCAAUUGGAAGUUCCAUCUAUCAUUUACACAAAUGUACGAGGAGUGGACAAUUUAUAGCUGAUAAAAUUGUUUCUUUUUCUCCCGUCAUAAUUGGGCCUACUGACUGGCCAGGAAAUUGUCCAGAAGUCCCAGCAUUCCUCACAGAUAUGGCUAUUUCUAUGGAUGAUUUAAAUUUAUAUGUGUGUGCGGCAUUUCAUGGAUUUGUUGCUCAAUUGGAUAUUUCUGACCCUUUUAGACCUUCUUUGACACAGAAAGUGAGAAAAAAUUUAAAAUUUUGGAAAUUUUAA